Molecule: messenger RNA, 918 nt
Organism: Canariomyces notabilis
Lineage: Eukaryota; Fungi; Ascomycota; Sordariomycetes; Sordariales; Chaetomiaceae
Exons: 1
Coding region: 193-687 (164 amino acids)
Source: RefSeq, a predicted model, not a curated record
CCAGAACGCAAGCACUCAUAAGAGAAGCGGGGUAGGCUGCUUCGCAAAAAAGUAGGUAGGUAAAGAUUCAAAGUUAUGUGUACAGGACAAUCUCAAUGAUGAACACUCUUCGUCUAGCACACGAAAGCCCAGACCAUAACGUCAGCCAGGGCGUCGAACUCUGUCAUUGCCUGGCAGAACAAAUCAAUCUCCAUGAACACCGAACUUGAAGACGCCCAGGCUGCGCAGCCGACCGGCAGCCAGUCCGAGCCUAAGCUACCCGGGGUACCGGACAUGACAUUGCAGUUGUGGACAGUGGACGGGUACCCGAUCGUCGACGGCAAAUACCUUGAUCUACGCGCCGGGGAGCUCAAGACGCACCCUGAAUCGGGCGAGACGACUACCGGGCCGCCGCUCCUGGGAGUAUACUGGCAUAACACAUCUCCAAAGCAGCAGAAAGAGCCCUUUCUGUUUGACGAAAGGCCAUUCUAUGCCCUUGGCACUUGCAGUCUGCUCAGUGUGACUGAAUACCUGGUCCGGGUCGGUGACCUGCUCAGAACGGGUGUUUGUACCGUCAAGUCGCUGAAUGCAACAAAGUACGAGAUCAAUCUGCUGGUUCAAACGGAGCUCACGUGUGUUGAGUUUGGUGAAGCGCUUAGGAGGCAUGGGCUCACGGGCUCGGGGUUUGUGUCUGGGUCGAGGUCAUGACGGGCGGAGUUGGGCACUUGUCAUCUGCAUAUAGGGAGACUCUGGGUGAGGCAAGGUAAUGAUACUCUCUUUGCCCGCUUUCUGUCCUGCUUGUCUUGGCCGCUGACUGUACUGCCUCGACGUGAUGAAGCUGCCUCAAGCUCUCUCUCAAGUCUCAAAACGGGCGACGACACCACCAUGAAUACCAGGGAAAGCAGGAGCGUGCAGAGGCGAGAUAAUAUUCCACAGGCG